UAAAUACUUGAUGAGAAUAUGUGACAGCUGCUUUAUGAUGGUAAUAAGACCCUACAGGUGUUGGAAUCUGACCUGGAGUCGCCAUGACAAUGGAAUAAUUAUGGCAGGAUGUUCUAGGUCUUCCUGCAUGGACUUUAGCAUCUGACACAAAGCAGGAAGCAGCCGCUGAGCUCUAGGAGGUGACAUGACCAAGUUCCUGUCCCAGGAUGACAUUCAAAAAUUCAAAGAAUGUUUUUCCCUGUACGAUAAGAAGGGAAAAGGCAAGAUUCCUACUAAGGACCUGCUGACCGUCAUGCGUUGCCUGGGGGCAUGUCCCACCCCCAGUGAAGUCAGUCGUCAUCUGCAGCAUCAAAACAUUGCUAAAGAUGGGGAGGUGGAAUUCUCUACAUUUUUGACCAUCAUGUACCGCCAACAAAAGCAGGAAGACCCAGAGAAUGAGAUCCUUGUAGCCAUGUUGAUGACUGACCAGCAAAAGAAAGGCGUAAUCCCACUGGCUGAGCUCAAGUCCAAACUUACCCUCAUGGGUGAGAAGUUAACGCCGGAGGAAGUUGACGAUCUUCUCCGAGAUGCUGAGGUGGGCCCUGAUGGGAUGGUAAAAUAUGAAGCCUUUGUCCGGAAGAUCACACUCCCCGUGCCUGACUACUGAACCACAGGCACUCUGAUAGGC
Nanorana parkeri is the source of this 667-nucleotide messenger RNA. It is a transcript of the gene CALML4, whose product is annotated as calmodulin like 4. The transcript has 5 exons. The record is from RefSeq and is a predicted model, not a curated record. Gene Ontology annotation, cellular component: cytoplasm; myosin II complex. NCBI's taxonomy places the organism in Eukaryota, Metazoa, Chordata, Amphibia, Anura, Dicroglossidae. Gene Ontology annotation, molecular function: myosin heavy chain binding; calcium ion binding. The coding region runs from base 185 to 646 and encodes 153 amino acids.